Molecule: messenger RNA, 1374 nt
Organism: Dicentrarchus labrax (European seabass)
Lineage: Eukaryota; Metazoa; Chordata; Actinopteri; Moronidae
Gene: or55e1
Product: odorant receptor, family 55, subfamily E, member 1
Exons: 3
Coding region: 195-1223 (342 amino acids)
Biological process (GO): G protein-coupled receptor signaling pathway
Cellular component (GO): membrane
Molecular function (GO): olfactory receptor activity; G protein-coupled receptor activity
Source: RefSeq, a predicted model, not a curated record
UUGAGAUCAGUCUCAUGAGAUCAGUGGGAUGUUUGGACUUCAGGUAUAAGAUGAAGCGAGAGAGGACAGAGUUCUUCCUGACGACCAGCUGGUGAACCGCAGCAGUGUGUUUUCAGAACCGUGUAAUGACCACAGCAACAGUGCGAUAAGGCGAUCUGCAUGGGUGGAUACUAGAAGGAAGUGAAGCUGGCACCAUGUUGGAGGCGUCGCUUGGCAGGAACUUCUCCCACAGCAGCUUCGUGUUCAGAGGAUUUCCUGAACUGCAGAAACACCGCCGGCUGCUGGCACUGCCAUUCUCCGUCUCCUACCUGUUGGUGCUGCUGGGAAACUCCUUGCUGGUGUACGUGAUCCGCAGCGUGGAGAGUCUGCACAGCCCCAUGUUCCUCCUGAUCUGCACACUGUGUGUCGUGGACGUCCUCGUGGUCACCGCCAUCAUCCCCAACAUGCUCUUCAGCCUGCUGUUCGACAGGGACGAGAUCUCAUUGGCUGGCUGCUUGACGCAGAUGUUCUUCACUCACUUCCUGUCCUCGCUGGAGUCAACGCUGCUGCUGGUGAUGGCGCUGGACCGCUACGUGGCCAUCUGCCACCCACUGCGCUAUGCCAAAAUCGUUGACUCCUCCAUGUUUGUGAAGCUGCUGCUCUUCACUUUGGUCCGCAGCGGCACCAUCAUGGCGGUGCUGGUCGGUUUGGCGGGGUCGCUGUGGUUCUGCAACUCCAACACGAUCCAGCACUGCUACUGUGACCACAUGGCACUGGUCAGCCUGGCAUGUGACAGCACGGAGAAAAACAGCGCGGCCGGCCUCGCUGUGAUCGUCUGCUUUGUGGGCGUGGACAUACCGCUCAUCUUCUUCUCCUACAUGAAGAUCCUGAGUGUUGUCCUGCGAACGGCGGCUGCUGACGAGGACCGCUGGAAGGCGUUUCACACCUGCGGCACUCACCUGAUCGUCAUGAUGUGUUUCUACCUGGUGGGCAGCGUCACGUUUCUCUCUCACAACCUGAACAUCCCCAUCCCGACGGACGUCAACACCUUCAUGGGACUCAUGUACAUUCUGUUCCCAGCGACAGUCAACCCCAUCAUCUACGGUGUCCGGACUAAAGAGAUUAGGAACGGCUUUCUUAGGAUUUUCAAACUCAAAGUGCAGACGAUAGUGAGGGUGAAAGUUUCUCCUGCUGUAAAAGGACAACGUGACAGAGUCUGCUCUAAAUUAAAAAACAUUCAUUGAUCUGUUUGUGAUGUCAGCAUGUCUCUAUAUUUUAUAUGGACACAUUAUAUUCUCUUACAUUACCUCAUAUUUACUGAUCUACUUUUCCUUCUUAAGAGCCUCCUGGUCUGUAAAAUGAAUAAUUGAGUAAAUAAAUUCAAAGUAACAGUCA